ACCGUGCGAGCCUCGUCAAAGUUAGGGCAGGUUAUAUCAAAGACCUCUGUGUGUGUGCCUGUUUUGCUAAGCUCAUUCUGCGAUACAAGUCGGGACAAGACCAGUCUCAGGGCUCACCAUACUCAAUGAGCGGACAGCGCAAUGUCAGAGCGCUCUGGGCAAACUGCAAAGGGGAAGGAAGGCAAAACCAAGUAUGCGUCUCUCAACUUGUUUGAUACAUACAAAGGAAAGAGCCUUGAAACACAAAAGCCUGUUGUCCCCCCCCGCCAUGGCCUGCAGUCUCUUGGUAAAGUUGCUUCCGCACGGCGUAUGCCACCCCCUGCCAACCUGCCCAGUCUGAAGGCAGAGAACAAAGGCAACGACCCCAACGUCUCGCUCGUUCCCAAAGACGGCACAGGAUGGGCAAGCAAACAGGAACCAGCAGACCCAAAGAGUACCGAUGCAUUGUCAGCACCGCAGCCGGAAUCGCAGCAGCCUGUGGCUUCACAGAUACCUGCGCCGACCUGCCCGAGAACCCCACCAGCUCCAGAGGCUCUGGCCCCACCUUCAACCCAGGCCGUAGGGGUAAGGUCCUGGGCACAGGCCAGCGUUACGCUUGGAACACAAGGGGAUGGUGGAAGGGGAUCAAACCUACCGUCGCCAUUCUCUCGCGAGGAAUUUCCCACCCUGCAGUCGGCUGGCGACCAGGACAAAGCUGGCAGAGAACAGGCCACUGCAGAUCAGUGGUAUGGGCCCGGACCAAGCCUCCGCCCCCAGAACGUCACAAGUUGGCGGGACGGUGGGGGCCGAGCCCUGGCACCCACCCUGCCUGGGGAGGGGGUGGCGGAGGGGGGUACAGGUGGAGCUCUGGUGAUGGAUGGGGCAGCUGGGAUCCCCCCUGUGAACUCCCUGAUCCAAGGGCCACCUAGAAAUCCUCCUGCAGGCAGCCCGGCCUUGCCCCUGCCUCAGCCUCCCGUGGGGCCUGGGUUCCCCCAGUACCAAGGGAUCAUGCCCCCCUUCAUGUAUCCUCCUUAUCUGCCCUUCCCAGGCCCCUAUGGCCCUCAGGGGCCCUACAGGUACCCGCCACCUGGAGAAGGUCCAGUUCCAAGGUUCCCGCGUGGGCAGGGUGGUCCUGACAGCAGGCCACAGGGGGGCCCGCGGGAUUUGGGUGAAGUGGUGAAGCGACCCUCCAUCCUAAAGCAGGACGACCUGAAGGAACUAGAUGAGCUGGACCACGACGGCGACGAUGGCUGGGCAGGAGCUCAUGAGGAGAUCGAUUACUCCGCCAAGUUAAAGUUCAGUGAUGACGAAGGUGAUGAAGAGGGAGAGGAGGAGAAAGCAGAGAGCAAAAAUGACUCCCGUGAGCAGCAGAGAUCUCAAGAUGCUCCCGCUGCAGCCUCUCACUCUCGAGCUUCAGACAGCAGCGGAGAAAGCCGUCGAACACCUCCCUCCAACGCUGACGGCGUCCCCCAACCCCCCUCCAGCAAGCCAGGAUGGGCCGAGGAGGGAGGCAGCGGUUGGGGAAGCCAGGCGGCGGCUUCCAACCAGCAGGGGCGCAGGCCGGGAUUGGGUGGUCCCCGGGAGCAGCCCUCCCCCCCACCUGGGCCCCUCCUUGGACAAGGGCCCUACUCCUUUUCCAGACAGGAACGGCCACACAACCAGAGUCCUUCUCUUGGCCCUGGGAAACCUGCUCCUGCCCAGCAUCAACCAGCAGGAGGUCCCGCCCCUUCCUCCCAGCCUGGCCUGCUGGUCCACGGGUCCCAGGGUGACGACGAAGAUGAGACUUGGCGCCAGCGCCGAAAGCAGUCGUCCUCAGAGAUAUCUGCCGCCGUGGAGCGAGCCCGUCGUCGUCGCGAGGAAGAGGAGCGUAGAAUGGAGGAGGAGAGACGCGCCGCCUGUGCCGAGAAGCUCAAAAGGCUGGAUGAGAAGCAGCAGCAGCAGCAGGGCGGCAGCGCCGGAGGAGGCAGCAGCAGCAAGACCCCCAGCCUCGAUGGCAACUCCACAACUGCUGCCGCCGGCAGCCCCAGUCCGUGUGUUUCAGUGUCCUCUCCUAACAUCAGCCAGCCCCCCUCCCCUUGUGUGGACACCGAAGAGCCUCCGGUGCUGACGGUGCAGCCAGGACCUGGUGCAGGAGGUGAUCGGCGGCGAGCUAGCAGCAACAGCAGCCACGACUCCGGGACAGAUGUCCAACAGUGUCCACAGCCGGCUGCACCGCAGCCACAGCAGACCACGCUGGACGUACCUUCACCAGUGGAGACUAAAGAAGAGGCCGUGGGCGGCCCUCACAUUCGUGUAGGAAGUGGAGCAGAAAGAGUGGACCCAGUGAAGGUUGAGACUUCUGGUGGAGGAGCGGGCCGUCAAGCUGGAGGUCCUCCUGGGCCGGUUUACUCCAAGUACCAGAAGUCUCUCCCGCCCCGCUUCCAGAGGCAGCAGCAGGAGCAGCUCCUGAAGCAGCAGCAGCAGUGGCAGCAGCAGCAGCAUCACAGUCAGGCAUCACAAAGUCAGCUGUCUCCUCAGCCCCAGGCCCCUUCACCAGGUUCAACACCCCAACCAGGGCCUGGACCGAAGCAGGGUGCACCCAUGUAUCAACCCGGCAGCAUGGUUCGACCCCCACCCCUGCCGAUGAACUUUGACCCUCGGUGGAUGAUGAUGCCCUACAUGGACCCUCGCAUGAUGCAGGGUCGCCCUCCGCCCAUGGACUACUAUUCAGCUGGCAUGCACCCAUCUGGGCUAAUUGGCCGCGAGCGAUCCGAUUCAGGGGGAUCUGGUUCAGAGCCUUUUGAUAGGCAGCAGCAACAUCCGGGGCACCCUCAUCGUGGAACCCCCCCAAUGGAUCCUAAGCUGGCCUGGGGGCCAGAGGUAUUCCCUGCUGGAGGGGAGAGCCGUGGGCUGACUUCUCCCCUCAGACAGAAGCCGGCACUGGAGGACGAGGAUGUGGGGAAGGGCCCCAGGAGCAACACUCCUCCCCAUCGCUCGCGAGAGGCUGGUUUGGGACCAGUCCAGCAGCCCAGCUCCUCAUCCAGGACAUCCAGUCAAACUCCUCCUCCUCCUGCUGGUGCUCAAGUCCCCCAGGGUGGCAGCCACCACCCCCAUCACUACAUUGGUGGGCGGAGCAACUACAGCAACUUCCCUGACCAGGGCGUCAGGGGGCCUCUCCACCAGCAACAGCAGAGGCCGGGGGACAGAGGCUUCGCCCACCAAGAUGAGGGGACUUCUCGAGGACCUCAGCAGAUCCAAAUAUGGGGGGCCCAACAUUCUCAUUAUGAUCGUAACGGACGAGCAGACGCCCCCAGUAUGGAGAGCAACUCUCAUCACCACCAACAUCACAGCCACCACCCUCAGCAGCCACAGUUCCCUCUUAACCCCCACAAGCCAGAAAAUGGUCGCGAGACUGCCGGUAAGAAAACCGACUCGACUCCUCCUCUCCACCAACCGUCUCUGUCAUCCUCCUGCUCCUCCUCCUCCUCCUCCUCUGCCAGGGAGGACAGUAAAGUGGCCCAGCAUCAUCUCCCACCACAGCGGGAGGGUGACUCUGGUAUCAACCAGAGUCUUGGUGAAAGAGGUGGAGGCGCCAGUAACAGUCUUGUGAAACCAGAGAAGAUGGGACCAGCGUACGCAUCCCAUCCUUCACUCGUCAGCAACCAAACAUCUCAGCAUGGUGGUCAUAAUCAGACGCUGCAGCAUCCUCAUCCUAAGUCAAACCAAAGAGGAGGGCGCGAUCACAAGACGGAGACGCAGUGGGGCCCUCGGCCCGGAAGCAACAUGGGUAGAGGAUCCUCUCAUGGCAGGAGAGCCAUCAAUGCAGGAGGUGGGACCAGCUCCCGUGGAGGAGAGGACUCCUUCAGUACCCCUUCAGACCAUAAACCCUCUAACCAGGCAGGAGGCGGCAAUCCCAUCAAGAGGGCAGGUCCGAUUAAGAAACCACUGCCGAAGGAAAUUAAGAGAGAAGGAGGGGAAGUUAAUGGAGGUGAAAAAACCAGUGGAGGCUCUGGAAAAGAUAAAGAACAAGAUGGUGCUCAACCCCCCUCUGUGAAACAGGAAGCCCCCUCUGUCUCCCAGAAUGCUUCAGCUCCAUCUAAAGAAGAGACAGCCCAGACAGCUAAACCCAGGAAUGGAGGAAAAGAACGCUCCUCAGGAAGAGGGUCCAAGGAUGUAGACGCCACAUCUUUAGGGUUUCCAGCACCCCCCUCUAGAAAAGACAGAGAUCGAUCGUUUGAACAAGGCGGCGGCGGCUCCCACCACCCAGAAAUCCCCGCCAAAGGCGGAAGAGCCAGCCGAGGACGAGGAGGAGAAUUUUACGGGCGUGGGCGUGGUUACCGGAGUACCUACACCGCCAACGCUGGACCGGUUGGGGGAGGUCGUGGUAGAAUGGGGGGUAGGAGUGGUCGGGACUACCGCUCAUCGGUUGGUGGCGGCCACCACCAGGAACACAAGGUUGAUGGCGCUGGUGUCAGGCACCCUCAGGAUAGGUGUCAGCACAACCCCGCCAGAGCCAGAAACCACAGUGAAACUCGCAGCGAGGGCUCCGAGUACGAAGAGAUCCCCAAGAGGAGGAGGGAGAGGGGCUCGGAGACUGGCAGUGAGAGCGGGGGCAGCGACCCCGCACACUCCGACAAAGACGACAAUCGAAAGUCCAUUUCCAAGAGUUGUUCUAACAAUGUCGGUGCUGCCAGGAACGUCUCCUCUGCUCCACCUAGAGUUUCCCAGGCCCGUGUCUUCACCCCCAGGGGUGUGCCCUCUAGGAGGGGCAGGGGUGGAGGAGGCGGAGGUGGAAACAUCUACAGAAGUAGUGGCAAUAUAGUAGGAACAUCUGGGGGACACCGGAUUGGCCCCGGUUCUAGUUCUCACGGUGGGCCGGUCAAAUAUUCAGGCCGUAAACAACAGGGUCCGCCUCAGACCUCUGGAGCCAAAGAUCCGGGUCGAGGAGGAAACCCAGGAGAGAAAAAGGACAAGGUCGCUGACGGAGGUCAAGCUCCGAAUCAGGGAACCAAUCCCCCACCACCCCCUCUGCCCGCUGCACCCCCUGCUGCUUUGGGUUCCACUGAAAACGGAGGGCCGACAGUCCAGCAGCCCUUAACUAAUCCUCCACCAAACCCCGUUGGGCCAAAUGGCCCCCCUCAGCCCACCAACCGGGGGCACCCCCCUGCUGGGUUUGAGAGGCCUCCCAGACGACGGCGUCACGGGCGUUCUCAGCACCAACAAGACAAGCCGCCCCGCUUUCGAAGGUUGAAGGAGCGAGAGAACGCCGCACGCAUCAACGGAGGGGUGGGGAUUCCCGGGGGAGGGAGACCGCCGUCCCCUCCUCUGAACUCUGUUCAGGACAGUAACGGAGCCCCCGUCUCCGCCCCCCUCGCGGGAAACGUCCAGAACGCGAACCACAGCACCGCUCCAGCUGCCAACAGCAGCAGUGGCGUGCAUCUGAACAGUACGAACAGUCACCACCACCAUCACCACUACAACCAGGGCAGCGGUGCGCCCCCCCACCCCCAGCACCACCACAACCAUGGAGCGAAGUCUCCUGACUUCACCAACCAGAACUCGGACCAGGCCAACGAGGAGUGGGAAACUGCCUCGGAGAGCAGCGACUUCACCGAGUUCAGAGACAGAGACAGGGACAGGGGGGGAGGAGGAGGAGGAGGAGGAGGAGGGGGGAAGCCCUACACCUCCCACCAUCACCACCACAUGGGAAGAGGAGGAGGAGGUGGCGGUCUGGUGGAUCGUGAGAUGAUGAGUAAAGAGCCCUCAGCCAAUAAACGGAGCUUUUCAAGCCAGCGUCCUGGGAUGGAUCGGCAGAACCGGAGGGUCAACACCGGAGGAGGGGGAGGGGGAGGGGGAGGCCGAGGUCCUCGCGGCCCCCCCGGGGGCGGCUCCGGUGCACCUGCCAACGGAGGCGGCAAUCGAGGAGAGAAGCGCGGCAACUGGCCUUCACCGAAGAACAGGAAGUGACGGCGUUAAAACAAACAAACGGAUGAACCCUCCCCGGUACAUCUUAAUCCCUUCAGAUUAUUUCAUGGCUUAUCUGUUGGCAUCUUUAACACGUUAGUGCAUCGUGCAGUAUCUAAAGAUGGUAUUUAUACUCACCUCUGUCCCUACGUCAUUAUUCUUUGUACCGUCCGUUAUUGUAAAUUUCUCUUCUGUCUUGCUCUCAUUUUGUCCCCCCCAGUUAUUUUUAACCCCCUCUGAAUUCGACAAGCAUGUGGUCGUGCUGUGAAGGUGCACGUUGUUUCGACAGGACAUUCACACAUGCUCAGUUCAAGCACAAAAAGCCACAUCUGCAAACACGGGAUUAAAUGUGUGGGGCUGCUUGGAUUGGGCUCUUUUCUAUUUGUACGUACGUUCGAACCCCUCUGGCCUCAGGCGGCUCCGCAGCACCUCCCUCCCAGACGGAGAGAGAGAAGCUUCAUCUUUUAAUAACAAAACACUUUUUUUUUGUUAUUUUUUUUGUGUUUAUUUCUCUUUUCCGAAGCAGGAUGUUUUCAC
This is a messenger RNA of Nematolebias whitei (Rio pearlfish), 6459 nucleotides long. RefSeq names its product proline-rich coiled-coil 2A (gene prrc2a). Bases 142 to 5925 code for a protein of 1927 amino acids. Gene Ontology annotation, biological process: cell differentiation. The transcript is spliced from 17 exons. The record is from RefSeq and is a predicted model, not a curated record. Lineage: Eukaryota; Metazoa; Chordata; Actinopteri; Cyprinodontiformes; Rivulidae.